Molecule: messenger RNA, 2852 nt
Organism: Onychomys torridus (southern grasshopper mouse)
Lineage: Eukaryota; Metazoa; Chordata; Mammalia; Rodentia; Cricetidae
Gene: Srp68
Product: signal recognition particle 68
Exons: 16
Coding region: 106-1992 (628 amino acids)
Biological process (GO): SRP-dependent cotranslational protein targeting to membrane
Cellular component (GO): signal recognition particle, endoplasmic reticulum targeting
Molecular function (GO): endoplasmic reticulum signal sequence receptor activity; 7S RNA binding; signal recognition particle binding
Source: RefSeq, a predicted model, not a curated record
GAGUCCGUCAGUGUCCCGUCCGCCCAGCCAGGAAGGGGCCGCUCUCUCCCGCCACGGGUCGUCUCGCCUCCUCUAUCCCGUCCUGCUUUGCGGCGCAGGGGCAAGAUGGCUGCCGAGAAGCAGGUCCCGGGUGGCGGUAGCGGUGGCGGCGGCGGCGGCGGCGGGAGCAGCGGGAGCGGCGGCGGCGGGAGCGGCGGCGGACGCAGUGCCGGAGGAGACGAGAAUAAAGAAAACGAACGCCCUUCAGCCGGAUCGAAGGCAAACAAAGAGUUCGGGGAUAGCCUGAGUUUGGAGAUUCUUCAGAUUAUCAAGGAGUCCCAGCAGCAGCAUGGCUUACGGCAUGGAGACUUCCAGCGGUACAGGGGCUAUUGUUCUAGAAGACAAAGACGUCUCCGGAAAACACUCAACUUUAAGAUGGGGAACAGACACAAAUUCACCGGAAAGAAAGUAACUGAGGAGCUCCUGACUGAUAACAGGUACUUGCUGCUGGUUCUGAUGGAUGCAGAGAGAGCCUGGAGCUAUGCCAUGCAGCUCAAACAGGAAGCCAACACCGAGCCCCGAAAACGGUUUCACUUGCUGUCUCGCCUUCGCAAAGCUGUGAAGCAUGCCGAGGAACUGGAACGUUUGUGUGAGAGCAACCGUGUGGAUGCCAAAACCAAGCUAGAGGCUCAGGCCUACACAGCUUACCUCUCAGGAAUGUUGCGCUUUGAACAUCAAGAAUGGAAAGCUGCCAUUGAAGCUUUUAACAAAUGCAAAACUAUCUAUGAGAAGCUGGCUAGUGCGUUCACAGAGGAGCAGGCUGUGCUGUAUAACCAGCGUGUAGAAGAGAUCUCACCCAACAUCCGCUACUGUGCUUACAACAUUGGGGACCAGUCAGCUAUCAAUGAACUCAUGCAGAUGAGACUGAGGUCUGGGGGCACAGAGGGGCUCCUUGCUGAAAAACUGGAGGCCUUGAUCACUCAGACUCGAGCCAAGCAGGCGGCCACCAUGAGUGAGGUGGAGUGGAGGGGGAGGGCGGUCCCAGUGAAGAUUGACAAAGUGAGGAUCUUCUUACUCGGACUGGCCGACAAUGAAGCUGCCAUUGUCCAGGCUGAAAGUGAAGAAACAAAGGAGCGUCUGUUCGAGUCCAUGCUCAGUGAGUGCCGAGAUGCCCUCCAGGCCGUGAGGGAGGAGCUCAAGCCUGAUCAGAAACAGAGAGAUUAUACCCUCGAUGGAGAGUCGGGGAAAGUAUCUAAUCUCCAGUACCUGCACAGCUACCUGACCUACAUCAAGCUCUCCACAGCCAUCAGGCGCAAUGAGAACAUGGCGAAGGGCCUGCACAGGGCUCUGCUGCAGCAGCAGCCAGACGAUGACAGCAAACGCUCUCCCAGGCCUCAGGACCUCAUCCGGCUCUAUGACAUCAUUCUGCAGAAUCUGCUAGAAUUGCUGCAGCUUCCUGGCUUAGAAGAGGACAGAACCUUCCAGAAGGAGAUAGGCCUCAAGACCCUGGUGUUCAAAGCUUACAGGUGCUUUUUCAUUGCCCAGUCCUACGUGCUGGUGAAGAAGUGGAGCGAAGCCCUCGUCCUGUAUGACAGAGUUCUGAAAUACGCAAAUGAAGUUAGUUCCGAUGGGGGCGCCUUCAAGAACAGCCUGAAGGACCUGCCUGAUGUGCAAGAGCUCAUCACGCAAGUGCGCUCAGAGAAGUGCUCCCUGCAGGCUGCAGCCAUCCUGGAUGCAAACGACUCCCAUCAAACAGAGCCCUCCUCUCAAGUCAAAGACAAUAAGCCUCUGGUGGAACGGUUUGAGACCUUUUGCCUGGACCCUUCCCUUGUCACCAAGCAAGCCAGCCUGGUGCACUUCCCGCCAGGCUUCCAGCCCAUCCCUUGCAAGCCCCUCUUCUUUGACCUGGCCCUCAACCACGUGGCCUUCCCGCCCCUGGAGGACAAGCUGGAACAGAAGACCAAGAGCGGACUCACAGGAUACAUCAAGGGCAUCUUUGGAUUCAGGAGCUAACCAGGCUUUUCGUCAGGGGCGGAGGUCCUGACUUACUCUGUAGUGUGAGACAAACCCAGCGAGUUCCAUGGCAUUAAAUCCAGGUCUCCAAUGGCCGGGGGCAGGCAGAGCUCAGCACCCUCAGCCCUGCGUCCCUCAUCUUGUGUGUCCAUGACUUACUUUCAUGACCUAUCAUCCUCUGGGCCCAGAGUCGGGGUCUCUCUGCCCCCUGUGCCUCCUGGGGACCGCUGCGGUCCUGGCCCUUAUAAGCCAUGGCUGAUCGCUUUUGUCCAAUAAUGUGUUUGGGGGUUCCACACACAUUAUUGGGAGGGGUUAGGGAGUGUUUGUCAUGUGUCCUCGGUCCCAUGGAUUUGAAAUGAACUCCUCCUUUCUGUGAGCAUCCAGAAUCACCUCCAGUUUGUCAGUGACUGAAACGAGGGUAGUGUCCCCCAGAGUCAUGGUCAGCCUUACCCCUCCUCCAAGAACAAGCAGAGCGCUCUAUUUUUAACUAUGUUACACUCGGAAACAAUGAAACCAAAUCUUUAUUAAAAGGCAAAGAUGAUGGAGACUGUGCCCAUUCUUUACAUGUCUUCCCUCACUCCCAUCCAGCCCUAGGGGACCUGGUGGAGCGACCAGGGGAGCAAGUGCAUCCUGCCUUGCUGGUGGCCUGGGGUGGCUGGCACGGUUUGUGUGGGAUGCACUGCUCUCAGAGUCCCCACCUGUAUGUUUGGAUGCCAUCACAAUUUUGUCGCUUUCUUCCCUUCUCACCCUGUGGCUGUUUUCUUUGGACAUACUUUCCUCUCUUUAGUUUCUGUUACAGCAUCAGUAAUGGACAUCACAACAAGCAAUGUGAGAAAGAAUAAACCUGAAAUGCACCACUA